Molecule: messenger RNA, 1005 nt
Organism: Salmo salar (Atlantic salmon)
Lineage: Eukaryota; Metazoa; Chordata; Actinopteri; Salmoniformes; Salmonidae
Source: RefSeq, a predicted model, not a curated record
AGGAGGAGCAAAGUAAAGGAUGGGAAGAACAAAGUGAUGCCCGGUUUGUGACCAGACACAAGGAUCACCUCAUUCAGAAGGUUUCCGGGGGGGAAUCCAUAGCAUCUGAGCUGCACCAGAAGGACUUGAUCCCUGAUGAGAUGAACUCUCAGAUCAGUGCUGCCGGGACCAGCCAGGACCAGAUGAGACUGUUGUUCAAGGCCCUAGAAGAAGCAGAAGACACAACAAGAGUGAAAUCUACAUUUUACAAGAUUCUACUGGAUCUGGAACCUGACGUUGUCAAAGACCUGAAUGUAAAUAAGAUGAAGGCCCCCAAGAAGCUCAGGAAAGAGAACGAGAAGCUCAGGAAAGAGAACGAUGAACUCAAAGAAAAGCUGAGGAAAGCUGAAGAAACCAACCAAUCCCUCUCCACCUCUCCAGGUGGUCAACAGAAAACACAGACUCCUUCCCAAAAGUCUGAGGGGAUUGAAGGGAUGGAGAUGGAGUCUUUACCAGGGAGGAAGUCUGGUCCUGGUCCAGGGAGGAAGUCUGCUCCUGAGAUGGAGUCUUUACCAGGGAGGAAGUCUGCUCCUGAGAUGGAGUCUUUACCAGGGAGGAAGUCUGCUCCUGAGAUGGAGUCUUUACCAGGGAGGAAGUCUGCUCCUGAGAUGAAGCCUUUACUGGCUGCUGGACCACAGAAGGAAGAUCUGUAUGAUCUGGAGAGGGGAGGAAGAGAUACUACAGAAUUUAACUAUAGAGAGACAAUACCUUCAGGGAGGAAGUCUGGUCCAGAGAAGGAGAUGGAGAUGAAGCCUUUACUGGGUCCUGGACCACAGAAGGAUGAUCUGGAUGAGCUGGAGAGGGGAGGAAGAGUUACUACAGAAUUUAACUAUGUGCUAUAGGGUUACUAUAGAGAGACUAUAACUAUAGAGCUGAGUUACUAUAGAGAGACUAUAACUAUAGAGCUGAGUUACUAUAGAGAGACUAUAACUAUAGAGCUGAGUUACUAUAGAGAGACUAUAACUA